Austrofundulus limnaeus is the source of this 1529-nucleotide messenger RNA. RefSeq names its product ankyrin repeat domain-containing protein 27. Gene Ontology annotation, molecular function: SNARE binding; guanyl-nucleotide exchange factor activity. NCBI's taxonomy places the organism in Eukaryota, Metazoa, Chordata, Actinopteri, Cyprinodontiformes, Rivulidae. Gene Ontology annotation, cellular component: neuron projection; transport vesicle; late endosome. Gene Ontology annotation, biological process: early endosome to late endosome transport; neuron projection morphogenesis. The record is from RefSeq and is a predicted model, not a curated record.
AGAAGAUUCCACCAGCCGCCACUGGUGGCGGUAAUGCACACCUAAAGUUUUUUGCAAACUGCCAAUAAACCCUAUAAAGAAGAAGAAGAAAGAGGAUCUGUAAGUGGUCCUGGUUACAUUAAAGACGAUCUGUAAGUGGUCCUGGUUAGAACAGGUGGCUGCUUUUCCUCCAUUGCUCCUUCCAACAUGGCGGCGGGGCUGACGUUCGGUCCGAACGCUGACGGGACGUCAACUCUUCCUGUGGAAACAAACUCUGAAACCUGAUCUGAUGCUCCGCGUUUCAGACUGAACAUAUCACGGCUUCGUUCCACGCUUAGUAAAUAUUUACAAACUCGGGACUCGAAUAAAACCGAACUCGCUCUCAUUCUAAAGAAAGCAAAGGUUUCCGGUUCGGUGUGUGAGCGAGCUCGGUCAGCUGAUGGUGGAAGGUCCUGGAUCCGUUUGGACCUGUGUUUGGUUUCGUUUGUCUGGGUCAGACCUGAGCCUGGAUCGGAAGGGAACCAUUUCGACACAUAUCGACUCAGCCAGAAUCCAAACGUCUGGCUCCUUAUGGCUGUGUAUGAUGAGAACAUCCUGAGGAAUCCUUUCUUCUUGGCUCUGGAGAAGCAGAGACCGGACCUCUGCAGCCGAGCAGCAGAGCUCCAGGGCAUCGUCCUGGUUCCUUGUUGUGGAAGUCUGAGUGUCGGCAGCUUUUCAGACUCUCACUUUGACAGCUACGUCUUACAGCCUGUGGAGGACAGAUACAAGACUCUGAAUGGAAAGGAAGUUAAGAUCCAAGACCGGCAGCUCUUGCUGGGAUCUGGUUUCCCAGCUCCAUCAGUGAUCCCCAUCUUGUUUGAGGAAACGUUCUACAAUGACCAGGAACAGCGGUACAGCAUCCUGUGCAUCUCCAGGCCUGUGGAGUUAGAAACGAGCCCGACCGAGGUCAGUCCGCUUCCCACUUACUGCCUGAGGAAUCUGGAGGAUGUGGUGGAGUUCCUGGGUCGUCCCGCCCAGAAACUGGACAAGUUCAUCCACAGCUUCUGUGAAGCUUUUAAUGAACAGGAGAGGAAGGGACUUCGUCACCUCAUAGACUCUGUGAAUGGUCUUUACACUAAAUGUCUUCAAUGUCUACUGAGAGACUCUCGUCUGAAACUUAUGGCAAAGCAGGAGCUUCAGAUGACUCUUCUUAAACAGGCAGUUGAGAUCUAUGUUCAUCAUGGUAUCCAUGAUUUAAUCUUUAACCUUGUGGGAACUCUUGAAGCCAGCCAUGAUGCUGCCUUUAAUAAAACCACCAGGAGUUUGCAGGAUCUGCAGCAGAAGGAGCUUGGAGUCAAACCAGAGUUCUGUAUAAACUUGUCUCGGGCAAAAAGAGAGCUGAGUCAGCUUAACCAGCAGAAGUCACCCCUCCUCAAACUGUUGUGCCUGCGCAGAGUUGUCCUGACUGCCACCCAGACCACAAGACGCACAGUGAACAUCGAAGCUGUGAGUGCAGACGACCUCCUCUCUGUUGUCCUCUACCUGUUGGUGAAAACAGAAAUCCCCAACUG